AUGAUCAACACUUUGAAGCUGGAAAAGGAUGACUGGUUCAACAGAUUGUAUGGUCUUAAAGAAAAAUGGUGUACAGCUUUAAGUAAAGAUUUUUUUUCUGCCGGUAUACUUUCUUCACAAAGAAGUGAAAGUACAAACCAUGCUGUUGGAUUUAAAGCAAAUAAAAGUACAACAUUAACAGAGUUCUAUAGUAUUUUUCAAGCUACAAUAAAUCGAUGGAGAAAAACUGAAGAAAAAGACGACUUUGACUGUACAAGGGGAAUACCUACUUCAGAGCUAAGUAUGAGGGCUAUAUUAAAACAGGCAGCAAAUAUAUACACGAUAACACUUUUCCGUGAUUUUGAAGAAGAGUUCAAGCUUUCUGUGGCAAGUAGUGAAAAGUUCAAGGGAAAUGUUGGAAGAACAAUGUUUUUUGAGGUGUGGAUAGAAGGAAUAACAGGAUCAAGGCAAGAAGUUCAAUUCAAAAUGGAAGAUUCAACCGUCACUUGCACAUGCAAAAACUUUGAAGAAUCUGGAUGGUUGUGCUUCCAUUGUUUGAGAAUAUUGCAUUUACAUUCAAUCAAUACAAUUCUAGAUCGUUACAUAACAACAAGAUGGACUAGAUAUGCAAAGAAACAGAUAUGGAAAAGGGUUGAUACGAUAAAAAGGAAGAAGGGGAAAUCAACAAUUUUACUGGUUGGAGAUUACAUAUGA
This is a messenger RNA of Spinacia oleracea (spinach), 693 nucleotides long. Its product is annotated as protein FAR1-RELATED SEQUENCE 9-like. The coding region runs from base 1 to 693 and encodes 230 amino acids. The record is from RefSeq and is a predicted model, not a curated record. Lineage: Eukaryota; Viridiplantae; Streptophyta; Magnoliopsida; Caryophyllales; Amaranthaceae. Gene Ontology annotation, molecular function: zinc ion binding. The transcript is spliced from 2 exons.